UGUGGUAGAUGCGGCCGGCCGCUUUCCCUCUCAGAGAAAGUGAGAGUGGAUCUGCCCCGACCGGUUUAUGAUCCGGCUGACCUGUACUGGAGUAUAGUUUGAGACCGCAUGCAUCGCAGGUGCAUGCAAACGAGAUGAUUGCAACUUUCGCUGUACUCAUCGUCACCACUGGAUUACUGGCAAUUCUGAUAGCAUGGCGCCGAAGACAUUUUUCGUAUUUCGAGGAUCUGGGAGUUCCAGGGCCAAAACCGAACUUGAUUUGGGGAAACUUCUUAGAGUACUACCAAGACGAUCGAUACAAAGUUAUUGGAAAGUGGCUGAAGAAGUAUGGAGAUGUCUUUGGGUUCUACAACGGUGACGUUCCUUUCUUGGUCGUCAAUGACCUUGAUUUUCUGGAAUACGUUUUCGUGAGGAAGUUCGGAAACUUUGUGGACCGCGGCCUGACCAUGUUGACCGACCAAAUGCACCCUAUUCUGGGCAAGAGCAUAUUGCACGCCAAAGGCAACGACUGGAAAAGCAUCCGCAGUUCGGUGAAUUAUGGCCUCAGCGCUGCAAAGAUCAAAAUGAUGAUGCCAGAAGUUUGCAAGAGUGCAGAUCUCUUUCUCGAGAGAAUGGAGAAACUCGCCAACGACGAGGUGCACUCGUACGACGAGUACCAGCUCCUGUCCAUGGAUUACACGGCGCGCGGUGCGUUUGGCAUCGACACAGUCUUCCAGCUCGAACCUCACCACCCUCUUCUUACGAUCGCCAAGGGCGUGCUGGACGGAGUUAUGACUGGACCUCUGCACAUGAUCGCGCAAUGUACCACAGCCCUUGGUGACAUCAUGAAACCAUUCUAUUUUCUCGUGGCCUCAUUUGGCGAGUUCACCUUCAAGAACUUGGGCGAGGAAACGUCAAAGAUAGUCGAACUGCGUAGGAAAGACCCCUCGCUGCGAAGGCCAGAUAUGCUGCAGAAUCUUAUCGACGCGACAAUGCCUACAGAGGACGAUUACGGAUCCAUGAACGAGGAAAACAGGACUGACGAACCUGCGCCUGGUGAUGACCUAUUAAAAACUCUGUCAUUCUCUCUGCUUUUGGGAGUGAGAGUGCGUACAUCUGCAGUGGGCGAAGCCACUGGAGAACCUUAUUGCAUUUUUUUUUUUUUUUUUUUUUUUUUUUUUUUUUUUUUACCAACAGCUCCGAAUAGAGGCCGGCAUCUGAGCAAUGAGGAAGUGUUUACGACAGCAACCACGCUGUUCAUGGCGGGCUUCGACACAACCGGGACUGCCUUGAGUUACGUGACUUUCUUCAUUGCCAAACACCAGGACGUACAGAAGAAAGUGCGACGAGAAUUAAGAGAUGCACUGGCUGAUGGCGUAGCAAAAGAAAAGUGUUGAUUACGAGAUUGUUACCAGGAAACUGAAAUAUCUGCAGCAGGUCAUCGACGAGUCACUGCGGCUACUGCCACCUGC
Molecule: messenger RNA, 1451 nt
Organism: Dermacentor andersoni
Lineage: Eukaryota; Metazoa; Arthropoda; Arachnida; Ixodida; Ixodidae
Product: cytochrome P450 3A28-like
Molecular function (GO): steroid hydroxylase activity; oxidoreductase activity, acting on paired donors, with incorporation or reduction of molecular oxygen; heme binding
Source: RefSeq, a predicted model, not a curated record